AUGGAGUACGAGGAAGCAAAAUGGCUGAUGAACGAGGCAAUAUAUACGAACAGAAACGACGAGGUGACAGCAAUAAUAAGACGAUACGGGUUGUCAUAUGUACCAGAGUGGAGAGAAGGAUACGCGCUCAUUAUAAGGGCACUGCUAAGGAAAAAGGAAAGGGUGGUGGAGACUCUCAUUGUGCAAAACGCGGAUAUAAAUAGACCAGAUCACGGAAACUCCAUAUUUCCAUUAUGCAGAAUUUUAAAAUAUUCAACCACGGAAUUAGCAUGGUUACUCAUUGCCCGAGGUGCAAAUAUCAAUACAGGUAACGAUGACAGUGGAAAUCGACCGAUACAUCAGCUCGUCAUCGCUGCUGGACAGGAAACAGGAGCAAACAGGGCAAGGCUGGCAGAAAUAAUGGAACACAUGUUACAAAAUGGAGUCAAAGUAGAGGCAAGAAAUCGCGAAGGAGUAGCAGCUAUGCAUCUGGAUGUACGACAAGGGUACAUGGAAAUAUUUGAUUUGUUUACUGAACAUAAUGUAAAUAUGGACGUUGAUGAUGAAAAAGGAAGAACACCAUUAUUCUACUCAGUGGAAUAUGGGCAAUCGGAAAGAGUAAAAGCACUAUCAAAACAAGGGGCUAGAACGACUAAUGAAGGGGCAACACCAUUGCACCUAGCAGGAGCGAGAGGAUAUGAUAAGAUUGUAACAAUACUGCUAGAAAAUGGGGCAAAUGUUAAUAUAAAAGAUAAAAAGGGAAGAUACGUGAUACAAUAUUGCAGAUAUGCGCGACAAGAUGAUGUUUUGCCUGCAGGAUACGAAAAAGAGCCGGAUGAAAUAUCGUCAGUCACUGAGGGACACGUUAGCUGGACGCAUUCGAUAAUAAAACAGUUCCUCAUAAGAAAAAGAGUUAUAGGAGAUAUGAUAAACCAGGAUUUGGAGUUGGAAUUGUUGUACUUGAAGCAAAAUGAAGCAGAGUAUGAAGUAAAAUGUAGAGAGGAAAUGGAGGAAAUGAAAAAAAUUGUGUUAAUACGUCAAGCCAAAAGAGAAGUGACACCUAUCGACGUGUGGAAAGCAUCAACAGAAAGUAUGAGGCGAUUUAUAGGACAUAAGGAUUUUGUCCGAAAGCUUCAACGAGGGAAGAUCGGUCACUAUGGGAAUGACAUGAUGGAAAAAGUCGUGGCGGCAUGA
Messenger RNA from Microplitis demolitor, 1173 nucleotides. RefSeq names its product ankyrin repeat domain-containing protein 50-like. Gene Ontology annotation, biological process: RNA processing. Gene Ontology annotation, molecular function: RNA binding; RNA nuclease activity; protein binding. Bases 1 to 1173 code for a protein of 390 amino acids. The record is from RefSeq and is a predicted model, not a curated record. NCBI's taxonomy places the organism in Eukaryota, Metazoa, Arthropoda, Insecta, Hymenoptera, Braconidae. The transcript has 2 exons.